Molecule: messenger RNA, 1488 nt
Organism: Thyridium curvatum
Lineage: Eukaryota; Fungi; Ascomycota; Sordariomycetes; Thyridiales; Thyridiaceae
Exons: 3
Coding region: 1-1488 (495 amino acids)
Molecular function (GO): FAD binding; oxidoreductase activity
Source: RefSeq, a predicted model, not a curated record
AUGCUGCACGGCACCGCACUGGCCACGGUGGUGGCCUUCGGCCUCUCCCUCUCGCUGGCGUCCCCGCUCAGCAAGCGCGCCGCCCUCGAGGACUGCCUGUCGAGCUCGGGCGUGAGCGUCGACAGCCAGGGCUCCGACGACUGGUCGCUGGACGUCGCGCCCUUCAACCUGCGGCUCAACUUCACGCCCGUGGCCAUCGCCGUGCCGACGACGGUGAAGCAGAUCCAGGACGCUGUGGCCUGCGCCGUCAAGCUCGGCGUCAAGGCGAACCCCAAGUGCGGCGGGCACAGCUACGGGUCAUUCGGCCUGGGCGGCGAGGACGGGCACCUGACGAUCGAGCUGGACCGCAUGAGCAAGGUGACGCUGGACAACAAGACGGGCAUCGCGACGAUAGAGGGCGGCUCGAGGCUGGGCCACGUCGCGGCGGAGCUGUAUGCGCAGGGCAAGAGGGCGUUCAGCCAUGGGACUUGUCCCGGUGUCGGUGUCGCAGGACACACGCUCCACGGCGGCUUCGGCCUGAGCUCGCACACCAAGGGCCUCGCGCUCGACGCCCUCGUCAGCGCCAAGGUGGUCCUGGCCAACUCGACGGUGGUCUCCUGCUCGGCGACCGAGAACCCGGACGUCUUCUGGGCGCUGCGCGGCGCGGGCGGCUCGAUGGGCGUGGUGGCCGAGUUCCAGUUCCAGACCUUUGCCGUGCCGGAGCAGGUGACCAUCUUCGUGGCGUCGGCUCCCUGGAAGCAGGACAAGGCGGCGGCGGGCCUCAAGGCGUUCCAGGACUACGUGGCCAACACGAUGCCGGCCGAGCUCAACAUGCGGCUCUUCCUCAACCGCAUCUACGCCAACUUUGAGGGCCUGUACUACGGCGACAAGGCCGGGCUGGUGGCGGCGCUGCAGCCGUUCCUCAACGCGACCAACGGGACGCUGCAGUACACGCAGACGGGGACGUGGCUGGACCAGGUCAAGCACUUUGGCAACGGGGUGGCGCUGAACCAGACGCACCCGUACGACAUGCACGAGACCUUUUACUCGUCGAGCCUGUACUCGCAGGCCCUGACCGACCAGCAGCUGGCUGCCUUUGUCGACUACUGGUUCGGCGCGGGCAAGAAGCAGACGCGCAACUGGUGGAUCCAGGUCGACGCGCACGGCGGCAAGAACUCGGCCAUCCCCAAGGUGCCGGGGAACUCGACGUCGUACGCGCACCGCGACUACCUGUUCCUGUACCAGUUCUACGACCGGGUCAACUUCGGGGCCUACCCGGCGGACGGGUUCCCGUUCCUGCAGAGCUUCAUCGGCAACCUGACGGGCACGAUGAAGGACGGCGAGUGGGGCCGGUACGUCAACUACCCGGACACGCAGCUGGACCAGGCGACGGCGCAGAAGAACUACUGGGGCGGGCACCUGGCGAAGCUGCAGGCGAUCAAGGCGCAGCUGGACCCGAACGAUGUGUUCCACUACCCGCAGGGCAUCUUGCCGGCGGCAAGUGCCUGA